CUAAAGCCUCAAAUCUUUCCGAAGGGAAAUGAUUCCAGUAAAGUUUGGUCUCCUGAUGUGUAGUGACGUCAUGACGUGUCAGAAAGAGCGUCGCAGGGCCAGAGUUGGCGCGCCGAGUGAUGGCACGCGCAGAACGCGUGUGCCCAUUACGCGGGUGUCUAUUAUGAUUAUGAUAAUUAGUAAUUUAAUUACAUUUUAUUUUAUUUAAAGCGCUCGAGCAGGACAACCCGCACAGAACAAAGGCAUCUGUUGAUCUGACGUUAAAAGGAAGGAAGGAAGGAAGGAAUGAAGGGAGGGAAAAAAACUGUAAGUUGUGCGUUACGGUCCGUUUCCGUGGUCACAGUUUAGGACACGAUAAUAUUUUGGCCUGAGCGAACGACAUCUGGUGGUCGUGAAACGGCUACGCGAACGGAAGACAGCGACGUUGCGCGUGCGGGAGUGUUUGCUGAGCAGAAGCGUUUGCUUCUACAGUGUUGCGUGCACAUAUAUACAAGGGAGCUUUUGAGCGAGCUCGGGAGGAAGAACUGUUCGGCAUACCGAGCAGCAGCGGCGAAGCUGACACACUCGGGGCCAGUUCGGGUUGCACAGGAGACCGUUUACGGCACUUUUUCUCUGACGAGGAGGAUGCGGUGAGAGAUAUAAGCAGGGCUCGUGCGUGAUGCGAGCGGUGAAAGCGCACGAGGAGUGCGAAAAUCCGGAGUGUGCAUGAGCAUUUCGACUCAGCUGUACAUGGAGAAGGAGUGAGGACGAGGGAAAGAGCUCGACUAACUACGGAACAAGGUUCAUCCAGACCGACCUCCAGCAUGACGCCAAGGAUGUUGUGCUUUCUCCUUUGCUCUGCGGCAUGCGUGAGCGGGCUGCAGGGCACGAGCGCACCGACCGUCCCCGUCAACAGCAUGCUGGAUGCGAGUGGCAAACGGGACUCCACUCAGACCUUGAGCUCCAGGCUGAAGAGAAAGACGCUGUCGGUUGAUUUUGCGGUGCCGUCUCUUUUGCGGCACUACAUGGCGAUGUUCACAAAGCGCCCGCUGAACAGGGACUGCCUGACACACGCCGGAUGCUACACGGUGCGCGCCAACCUGCGGAUGCACUGCGCGCCUUUGCAGAAGACCAUCGCGAGUUUGCUCGGCGCGAAGUUGGCAGAAAACAUACGUGGGGAGGGCGGAAACGGCUCCGGUGGCGGACAACUAAAGUACACGCGCACCCGGCCCGCCCCCAAAGUGCUGAGUUUGGGUUUGAGCACAGCGAGCUCAAACCAGUCGAAGUCCAACCAGGUCGUGGUGGAGGUGGGAGAGGACAUGGUAAAGACCGGAUGUGGCGGGCUGGUUGUGCGCGAGGACGCGCCCGUGCCCUUUUUGGAAAUGGACCUGACGCGCGUGCUGGAGUGGUGGCUCGGGGCCGAAGGAGGCCGGUUGCGCGUGCGACUUAUGCCAGAGCGCAAGGCUCAAGUCCCGGGCAAAGAGGAGAGGUACUCAGCCGCCAUCCGGGCAUCAGACGCACGACUGUCACUACAGAUCGCCUCCAGUGGACCUGUAUCAGCCAAAAAUACUGGAAAUAUUGAUGCUUCACUGCGCUACUGGAACUUCUCCUGGAUAGCAGAGGACGUUCUUGGCUUCCCAGAGGACACAUCAGUGAGUUUGGGUUUGGGGUGUUCGUCAAAGGGAAAAUCAUGCCAUGGAAGGUCUGAAAGCUACCAUCCAGAGUUUGCAUGGAGUCUAACAUCAGCCGAGGAUGUCUGGGCUGAGGAUCAUGGGGUCAUGGACAUUGCAAGAGGAAGUUCUCAGGGCUGGGAGGAAGGUCGCUUUGUGUUAGUGAAUGGCUCGGCUGUGGGUGGACCAUGGGUUCUCAGUCCAUGGCUUCAUUCUAUCUAUCGACCUUGUGGGUUGGAGGUGACUGUCUUUCUGCACCCCAGGCAAAAAGGGCGCUACAAAGUAUGGCUCAUUGAGAGGGACCAACCACCACUGUUUCUUCUGACCACUGAACCUCCCCACAUUACAGGCUGGGCGGUGGUGCACCUCAGCUUGGGAGCUCGGGAAACACCGUUCAGGAUCUCAUCCAGUUACGACCAGCCUGGAGAGCUAGAGACAGCUACCUACAACCCGUUCUUCAUUACCAACUGCACCAUGGAGACCUCUCGAAACGUGACCUUUGAGGGCCGCUACCACUGCAGACAGGGUCAGGAGAUCAGUCUGGAACGCCUGUGUGACUUCACUCCUGAUUGUGCUCAAGGGGACGAUGAAGGAGAGCCAUGCCGUCAGUUUCUUAACGGAAGCUACUGCUCUUUUGAAGAGGACGACUGUGGGUGGCAGAUGGUGUCAAGUAAAAGUUUGUACAAAGGAGUCCAUCUUUCUCUGCCUAAAAGACUUACAAACAGCUGCCCAUCCUCGGGUUCUGUUUUGGCUCUGGAAAGUCAAUCCAAAGGCCAACGGGGGUCAGUAGCUGUGCGGAGUCCACUGUUCCUCUACCCCCUGCGCAACGCCCCAUGCAUGGUACGUUUCCAGGUAUGUGGAAGCCCAAAUGGUCUUCUUUCUCUCUGGAUCAUCGAAAACAGCACAGGACCCGAAAGCCAAAAAAGUCUAUGGAACUCCAGCAGUGAGACCAAACAGGACAAGGGAUGGCAACUCGUCACUUUCCCACUGUUUGGAUUAGUCGACUCGUUCUAUCUCCAGUUCACAGCAGACAUUUCUUCUGGCUCUGAAGUGGCGUUUGCUGUGGAUAACUUCACUCUUACUAUGAACUGUUUCCUUGAAACUAAUGGAGAAUUCCCACCAGUGGUUCCGACAAGUUUUACUCCAAUGCCGUUCAGACCGACUAAUCAUGUGAAGACGACACCAGUAGUGCCUACAAACACCAAGUGGUUAUUCCACACCUGUGGGGCUACAGGGCCAAUUGGUCCUACUCCUUCUCUGUGUAGCAGUUCCUACCGUAAAAGCAAUGUGAAUGUGACCGUGGGGACAAAGGGAGUACUCAAGGGCAUCCAGAUGUGGAGGGUUCCUGAAACUGGAUUAUACAGGAUCACGGCUUAUGGUGCGGCAGGUGGUCGCAGUGUUCUCAACAUGUUCAGAUCACAUGGAGUCUAUAUUGCUGGAGAUUUUAGGCUUCACAAAGAUGAUAUGCUGUACAUCCUGGUGGGACAACAGGGAGAAGACGCCUGUCCUAGAACUGAGGAGCCUCUGCAGAAGAUCUGUCUUGAGCAGAAAGGCCCUCCAGACAGCAAGAGCAUGUUGAAGGGAGGAGGUGGAGGAGGAGGGGGUGCUACCUACAUCUUUAAAGUGGACAAGUCAGUUUAUAUUCCUCUGCUAAUUGCUGCUGGAGGUGGGGGUCGAGGUUACAACGGCCAUUCAGAGAGCUCGAUGGAGCUGAUGGACCAUGGUUUCAGUGUUCCUGGUCUCAAUGGCAUGUCAGGAGCAGCAGGUGGAGGUGGAGGUUGGAAUGAUAGCGCACCUGUGUCUCGGGGUGGGAGACCCCUCAAUUUGGGAGGUCAGGGAGGAGCUCCAUGCCAUACGAUGGGCUGGAAGACUAAUGGCGGCUUCGGAGGAGGUGGAGGAGCUUGCACUAGUGGGGGUGGAGGAGGUGGCUAUAGAGGUGGCAGCACUUCAGUAGACAAUGACCCUGAGCAGGAUGGAGAGGACGGAUCCUCCUUUAUCAGCCCAGAUGGAAAGAUAUUCAUGGAUGCACUUAAAGGCAUGGAGGGCGAUGGUGAGGUGAUCAUCAAACCAGUGCAGAACUGCAGUCACUGCGAGUCAGGAGAGUGCUAUGAGACAUUGGAGGGAACAGAGUGUUACUGCGACAAUGAUCUUGUACUUGCCUCAGACAAUGUCUCCUGUAUCAAUUCUACAGUUCCAGAUACAUCGGUGCCCCUUCAGCCCUCUCUCUCUCACCUGGCAUUGGCGCUCUCUGUAGGAACCUCAGCACUCAUUGCAGCUCUGUUGCUAGCAGUGUCUGGAGUGAUGAUCAUGUACAGGCGCAAGCACACUGAGCUGCAGUCCAUUCAGCUGGAGCUUCAGAGUCCAGACUGCAAGCUGAGUAAGCUGAGAGCAUCAACCAUCAUGACUGAUUACAACCCCAACUACUGCUUCGCUGGAAAGACGGCCUCUGUUAAUGACCUUAAGGAAGUACCACGCCGCAACAUUUCGCUCACAAGGGGUUUGGGGCAUGGAGCCUUUGGAGAGGUCUAUGAGGGUCUGGCUGUGGGAAUACCAGGAGAACCCAGUCCCAUGCAGGUAGCUGUCAAGACACUUCCUGAGGUGUGCUCUGAGCAGGAUGAACUAGACUUUCUGAUGGAAGCACUCAUAAUCAGUAAAUUCAGCCAUCAGAACAUUGUCCGAUGUAUAGGAGUGAGUUUACAGGCUCUUCCUCGAUUCAUUUUGCUGGAGCUGAUGGCUGGAGGAGACCUCAAAACAUUUCUUAGGGAGACUAGACCCAGGCUGGAGCAUCCUUCCAGUCUGACUAUGGUGGACCUUCUGAACAUAGCCAGAGAUAUAGCACGUGGCUGCCAGUACCUAGAAGAGAAUCAGUUCAUUCACAGGGACAUUGCUGCGAGAAACUGCUUACUCACCUGUAAAGGUCCAGGAAGAGUGGCCAAAAUCGGAGACUUCGGCAUGGCCAGAGACAUCUACAGAGCCAGCUACUACAGGAAAGGAGGCCGUGCUAUGCUGCCAGUUAAAUGGAUGCCUCCAGAGGCCUUUAUGGAAGGAAUAUUUACCUCCAAAACUGAUACAUGGUCUUUUGGAGUGCUGCUGUGGGAAAUCUUCUCAAUGGGAUAUAUGCCAUACCCCAGCCGUAGUAAUCAGGAGGUUCUGGAUUUCGUCACUAAUGGAGGCAGGAUGGAUCCUCCAAAAAACUGCCCAGGACCAGUCUAUCGGAUAAUGACGCAGAGCUGGCAACACCAACCUGAAGACAGGCCAAACUUUUCCACUAUCCUCGAGCGGAUUGACUAUUGUUUGCAGGAUCCAGAUGUGGUAAACGUACCUUUACCUGUUGAGUAUGGCCCAAUUCCUGAGGAGGAAGAGCGCGUGCCCAUGCAUCCAGAUGACCCUGCUGCACCCUCUUUACUAGCCGCCCCCCAGGGCAUAGAGGAAACAUCAUCUUCCACCACUGAGACCCGCUCAGAGGAGGCCAAGAGAGCUGCUGAGGCUCUCUUGAUGAAUGCUCGCUCAUCUGACAACAAACCUGUACCCGGUACUGCCUCCCAGCUCCACUCCCAUCCGCCAGUGUCCUCGGCAUCUGCGCUGCUGGCCUGCAGCAAGUCCGCCUCUGUUGUCCCUGCUCCCCAGGAUGGAGGCCAUGUCAACCUGGGUUUUGCUCAGGCUCCUACAGGUGAGAAGGAGAACCGUAAUGGGAAGCCCACCAACUUGUGGAAUCCUACAUAUGGUUCAUGGUUUCUCCAGCAACAACAAAAGAGGCAGCAGGCCCAGGCACAGAGGCAGGCAGGAAAUCAAGGCCAUGAGCUCUCUGGCAGGACUGGGAGUAUCGCUGAUGCUCUGGGCCUGCAGCACCAGCACAAGCAACAGCAGAUGCAGAUCCAGCAGCAACAAAAGAUACAGAUCCAGCAGCAGCAACAGCAGAAACUUCAACAGCAGCAACAACAGAUCCAGCAGCAGCAAAAAAUACAGCAACAACAACAAAUUCAGAUCCAGCAACAGCAACAGGGGAAGUGCAGGCCUCUCUUGCCCCCUCCUCCCCAACCUGCCCCAGCCCCUCUGUUGCUGGAUUCAGCAGCCCUGCCCCCUGUACCACUCUACAGACUGCGCCGCUUCCCUUGCGGCAACAUUGGGUAUGGCUACCAGGAGCAGGGUCUGCCUUUGGAAUCAAUGUCUGGACCCCAGAAUGCCGUGCCACCUCCUGCCCUCGCCAACCAGCAGAGACCCAACUCACUAGGCUGGACUGGCACCGCUGAGGACAGCCGUCCCCUGCUGGUGACAAUGGGAACAGUUCAGGACUCCAGACUCCCUAAGAUGGAUGGGCACAAUGCCACAGUGCUUUAACCCUCCAUCUUCUCCUCACUCCUAGACUCUUUUAUUCAGUGCCCGCUUGAAACACUGUGCCAUCCGUCUGUGCCCACCUCAGCUCACGACCACCAGGCAUCCCCCUCCCCUCACCAUGCUUCUGAGCAAGACCAACAUUUGCUUGUCACUACCAGCAACAUCUGGGAUGAGACUGACUGUUUUAAUAUAUUAAUCUUUAUGAAUUCAUUAGAUGGAGAGAGAACUGGGAGUUUUGUAGAGGUUAAAGGUUUAGAGAUUGUGCUGGAGUCGCUCAUAAGAACUUUACCUGCAAAAUGCCCUUACAUCAUUUAUCACAUUCACAGGGAAAAACAAGUUUGUUGAUGUUUGCUUGCCUGCUUGUUUAUUUAUUCAUUUGUUAAUUUAUUAUUUGGAAGCUGUGUAAAUUAUUAAUGGGUGUGCUUCAUAAGGCAAACCGCUCCACUCAUUUAUGCAUCAUUUUGUUCACUCUUGAAUUUGGUUAGCUUUUAAACUACAGCAGUUUUCAUCUGCCUUGAAAUUUAAUGAAAUAAAUAAAUUGUUAAUGGUUUCUGUUUAGCAGAUUGGUUGAUGUUAAAGGCGCCUGGCAUAUAUUAGCAGGAAGGUAAUCGGUUGCCUUGGUAUUUGAAAAGGGAUUAAGUGGUCAGGGAAAAUGUCAUGUCUGUGAAUAAUUUUACUGUUGUAUGAACACUACGAGGAUUUGUGCGACUCUUGUGAAAGAGGUGUAAAUUUGUGUAUUUAACUCAAAGAGGAAUUGAGGUACUGAUCUCUCUCAUUCCAUCUAUUUUCAGUUAACCUGUGGCUUCUGAAAGAAGCUUUUGUGUAUAUAAGCGCUGUAUCCAUCUUUGCAGAAAAUUUAAUUAUUGCUCUUUGGUCUCUUUGUUUCAGUUCAAUUGAAUUCAAUAAAUGGUUAAUUUUAAAAAUA
This is a messenger RNA of Ictalurus punctatus (channel catfish), 6909 nucleotides long. RefSeq names its product ALK receptor tyrosine kinase (gene alk). Lineage: Eukaryota; Metazoa; Chordata; Actinopteri; Siluriformes; Ictaluridae. The record is from RefSeq and is a predicted model, not a curated record. Gene Ontology annotation, cellular component: signaling receptor complex; membrane. Gene Ontology annotation, biological process: regulation of neuron differentiation; cell surface receptor protein tyrosine kinase signaling pathway; protein phosphorylation. Gene Ontology annotation, molecular function: protein binding; ATP binding; transmembrane receptor protein tyrosine kinase activity. The transcript has 29 exons. The coding region runs from base 804 to 5987 and encodes 1727 amino acids.